AUGGCCGGUGACGAUGGUUUGCUGAGGAAAGGACUGGUGACUCACGCCAAAGACGGCACAGCUUUCGGUUUUUGGAUUUGUUUCCGCGAAAUUUACAAAUGUGACAAUCCAUAUGUUAACGUUAAGGAUGUUGCAAAGCUUGGUGGUGAAAAGUGGAAGUCUUUCACUAAUGAAGAGAAGAAAGUUUAUAGGGAUAAAGCUGCUGAACUUAUGGAAAAAUAUAAUAAGUCACUUCUUGAUGGUGAUGAUGAUGAUGAAGAGGAGGAUGAGGAGGAGGAAACUGAUGAUGCUGAGGAGAAACAAGCUGAUGAAGUUGUAAACAAAAAAGAUGCACUAAAUGGGUGUCAAACAGGAAGAGGUAGAGGACGUAGAGGUAGAGGUAGACGCAGAAAAUUUAGAGUUAGAGGAAGUCGUGGUUGGUUAGGUGUGUUUGGCUAA
Eruca vesicaria subsp. sativa (arugula) is the source of this 438-nucleotide messenger RNA. Lineage: Eukaryota; Viridiplantae; Streptophyta; Magnoliopsida; Brassicales; Brassicaceae. The record is from the annotation of a GenBank genome assembly.